CUGACAUUGUCACUGAUUUACCUUCCCGAGAACAGAACAUAAAUACAUUCUUUCAUCAGAUUUGAUCCCUGAAGUGAUUCAGGUUCCCUCUGCUGUUCUCAUUAAAAUCCGUCCAGAGGACGUUUUACAGAAUCAUGUGGUUUUAUGGAAAUAAUGCCUGAAUAUUUACACACGUCUUAGUGCAGAGCUGCAGAUCUCAGGUAGAAUGCACAUUGUUGCCAUUUCCCUCUUUAUGGCCACACUGAUUCCAAACGGGUUAAAAGACAAAACAUUCAAACAUUUAGAUAUUUAUCCAUCAUCCAUUUCCAGUAGUCACUGGGCCAAAGGCAGGGACAACUGGACAUGUACCCGUCCAUCACAAGGUUUAUUUUACAUUCCCAUAAUUUGUUCAAGUUCCUGACUUUCCUGUUCACCCUGUCAUUUUGUGGUCACUGUCCCUUUAAGAGGCCGGCGGGUACAGUUACUCCAAAGUCAUGCACUCACAGCUGUAAUUGCUUUGGUUUUCGCCUGUCAUGGUCAAACAUUAAAUCAUAUUUGGUUGAAUUAGAACACAUUGACCAUCUGUCAACAUUUUCUUUAUGUCGUGGUUUAAACUAGUUUGUCAGCAGACGUUCUGUUCCUCUAGAUGUUUCUCUGCUGCGUCUCCUGUCUGUCCAAAUGAACUCCGAGGUUUUUAUAUUCCUCCACUUCUUCUCAGUGAUGGAAACAGAAUGUGACCUUUGACCCUGUUUUUCAGAGAUGAUUCUGAAAUCAUCUCUUUUGUUUUGUUUCCAUCCGAGAUUAUUUGAUUGUUCCCUCCAUGCCACCAAGCGUCCAGCUGCUCUCAGUCCUCUGGUCCAUUUCUGAACCAGAGACUACCGGAAGUCUGAAGAGCAGAGAGAGAAAGGAAUGGUGAUGAAGAAGGACGACCCUCCUGAGAGAGGAGGAAUUACCGAAAGACAUUCCCGUCCAUUUUCAUUUCUACGCCAGAACAGCAUGCCUGCAUCGCUGCACACGCAUCCCACAGCCAGCGGCGAGGCUGCCAGCUACAGGGUCUACAAAGGCCGCAUCGCAGGGGCCAAUAGCGGUCUCCCGCUGGAAGGAAGCCGGCGAUGCCUUCAGAAAUCUUAUUCUCUGGAUGAAAGUAAAACAAAGAUGGCGUCAAGCCUCUUAAUGAACAUCUUGUCCAAGAAGAUGCAGGUGGAGCAGAGCAGCACAACUAACAGCCUGAAGAAGCUGGAGGCAGCACCUGCCCCACCUGCUCUACCUGCCCCCCCUGCAGGGCAGCAGGGUGAACAGCAGGGGAAGACAGGUGCAUCCAAAGCUCCACUGCACCUGGUCAGAGAUGUGAAGAGUUUCAACAGCCUCAACAACAGCAAAGCUGUUAGCAUGAACUCAACGAGCUGCAACGCUAUUGGCCAGGAGGAGAGCGUCUCACGUCACCCUGCUGCAGAGGGUAAACAUCAUGCUGCCAUGGUUACGGCAUCUCUCAGCAAAUCACAGAACAGGCAACAGGACGACGCUGACAGCCGUCCAGCAGCAAAUGAGAAACAAAACAGUCAUCCAAUGGACAAGUCUGAAGACACGCCCCCUGUCCAACCCGUCCACCAUGUCCAAUCCAUUCGCCACAUCCAACCCGUCUGUCAUGUCCAACCCGUCCACCAUGUCCAACCUGUCCGCCAUGUCCCUUCAGAGCUGAACCAAUCAGAGACAGCUGCAGUCUCCUUUGCCCCCUUGCAGCGCUCACCACCCGAUCUCCAGAAACAGAAGUCCUCUGAGUCUGCCCCAGAGCCCCACUUCCGUCCAUGCUCCACCCAGAGCCAGCACUCCACCCGAUGUGAAGCUUCUCCCUUUGCUCCCAUCCAGCUCCUCCAUCCCUGUUUUUACAGGCUGCAACCCAACCUGAGAAGCGUCCCCUUUAUUCACCCUCCUCUGACCUGCAUGCCAUCCCACCUCAAUCCCCCAGCUCCCCCCCACCUGUUGGUGAACCCUGACAAAAGUCCAAUCAAAGUCAGGGAUAACUUUUCAAAUCGGACUGAAACCAGCAGAGAUCCGGACCACAGGAGCUUUGGGAGAUGUGAACAGGUUCAACCGCCACAGCAGCCCUUACCUGUGAGUUCACAGACUUUCACACUUGGCCAGGUAUGCAAGGACCUGGUUUCCACUGCAGCACCGGGAGUCUUGUUUAGUGUGCCUGCUUCCUAUCACCUUGUGUUAGACGCCAGCAGUCAACGUGGCUUCUACAUGGACGCCAGUCCAGCAGCUCAGAGAAAGCUGCUGCUGGACCCGGAAACUGGACACUUUGUCCAGGUGUUCCUACCUGCAGGCUCCGCCCCCCCCAUGUUGGAGGGCAACCCAACAGUCCUGCCAGUCAUUCAGUUUCCAGUGAUGGGCGUGCCCGUGCUGUACAGUGGCCCCUACGUACCUGUUACCAUGACAACACCUCAUGAUGAUGUCGCCAUGAUCCUUCAUCACACCUGAAGCUCCAGCUGCUCCUCUAGAUUUUAUUUUUCUAAUUAAUGUUUAAUGUCAGUGACAAGAACAAACUGGAAACCAAAGGACUUUAAAUAGGCCGUGUCUGCUGCAGCAGCUUCCUUCUCAGGAGGUCAAAGUUCAUCACAGGUUCUGUUGACAAACCAUAAUGUGAUCAGAGGAGGACUUCAGGGUUAGGGUUAACCCUUUGCUUCUGAGCUUUACUGACUCCUUCAUUUCUAUCAAAUGUCAAUAAAACUUCAACAUGAAAAGCAGUGGAGUUCAUAAAAUAAGGCUGAAACUUCAUUUAAUGUGAAAUCUGUGCUGAAAUCAAAAAUGUCAGAUUUUCAUUCUUUCAAUGUCAAUCUUUGAAGUUGCAGGUUUGAAUAAAUUAACCAUUGUGAUCAAA
Messenger RNA from Poecilia latipinna (sailfin molly), 2860 nucleotides. RefSeq lists its product as uncharacterized. Lineage: Eukaryota; Metazoa; Chordata; Actinopteri; Cyprinodontiformes; Poeciliidae. The transcript has 3 exons. The record is from RefSeq and is a predicted model, not a curated record. Bases 889 to 2460 code for a protein of 523 amino acids.